Owenia fusiformis is the source of this 1266-nucleotide messenger RNA. NCBI's taxonomy places the organism in Eukaryota, Metazoa, Annelida, Polychaeta, Sabellida, Oweniidae. The record is from the annotation of a GenBank genome assembly.
CGUGAACACACAAGAGCAAGAAGACAACAUGGCAGCUCCAUUUAAACAAUUUUCCGGAAUACUCAACAAAUUGCACCGAAUUAAACCGAUAUCGAACUACAAACACAAGGAUUUGUUACAUCUAAACAGUACACGACUGAAGUCCAGUUCAGUAGCAGCCGAUUUAAAAGUUGAAAACAGUGGUAAUGAUAGUGAAAGUUCACCUCGGAAAUUUGAAUCUGUUUCGAAACAUGUGGAAAAAGAUGAUGUGUUUAGCCGAUUAGAUCUUAGCUUUACAAGCGCCCAGGAAGCGUAUAAGAGCAAGACAACUUGGGAACUGAUCAGAGCCAUAGUCGUCUAUAAAUUAUGCAGCUAUGAGUUUAUUGUCAACAGAAAUCGAGAGUUGAUACGUCUUGCAAGGAGACUUCUGGGAAGACGGCUCUUCUGCCGCGUCAUGAAGGGCUCAUUCUACGGCCAUUUUGUGGCAGGAGAGGACCAAGAAAUGGUCAAGCCAUUGGUAGAACGCAACUUGAAGUUUGGUGUAAAAUCAAUCCUGGAUUAUAGUGUAGAAGAAGAUCUGAGUUCGGAGGAAGCAACAAAACAGGAAAUGGAUUCGUGUGUUCCUGCUGAAGGUCAAGCUGCAGACAUUACCGAAGGGCCCGAGAGUCGGUUCAAGCCACAUAAAGAGUUUGGAGAUCGUCGUCGAGGUGUCGUCAGUGCAAGGACGUAUUUCUAUGAAGAUGAGGCACAGUGUGACUACAACAUGCAAACCUUUAUGAGGUCUAUAGAUGCAGUCGCAGGUGCCACCAAUUGUACCGGUUUUUGUGCCGUCAAGUUGACUGCCCUGGGGAGGCCCCAAUUUCUUCUUCAAAUGUCUGAAGUUUUGAACCAAAUGAAGAGAUUUUUCAAAGUAAUGGCAGACGGCAAAGGCAGUGGGAAUGGAAACUCAAGUAUUGACUACGAAACUUUCAAACAAAAACUAAAUGACCUUGGAUUGAAAUUGUCGCGGGAUGAACGCAAGAAGUGGUUCACAAUUUUGGACGUUACUCAAGAUGGAGAGAUCGAUCUCUUGGAUUGGAACAAUCUAUUGGAGGUGAACAUGAACUUGGCCAAACUCCUCCAGCUCUCAGACUUUGGGGUGCAGUGUCUCACACCAGACGAGGAACAACAAAUGCACAAUAUGUUAAGAAGAGUUGACACUCUCGCACAGGUACAUUUCUUUUCUAUUACAAAAAAAUAAUAAUCAAACAAACCACAUGGUAGCACUGUUCCACAACUAGUUACUUU